AUGGCCAAGGGGCCUGCCGUAGUCGUAGUAGCCAGACAUGGGGCCCGCCUCGACGCCGCCGACAAGACAUGGCACCUCACUUCCCCAACCCCCUACGACCCUCCCCUGACCUAUGGCGGCUGGAUGCAAGGCAAGGCCCUGGGCCAGCGUAUCGCUGCCCUUCUCUACCAGCGGGACCACGAGCUUGCAGCGACAGCGGCAGCCAAGACCAAGACCGAUCCCUCACAACUCGGCCUCGACAAGCUGCACAUAUGCCCCGCCGAGCAUGGUCGAGGCCGUGGUGAGCAGCGCCCCAACAAGAAGAAGAAGAAGCGCAAGAUUGUCAUACACACGAGCCCCUUCCUCAGGUGCGUCCAGACGAGCACAGCCAUCGCCGCCGGAAUCACGCAAUACGAGUCGUUGCCUGCCACCACGCCCACACUCAAGACCCCCGCGCCACCGUCCAAGGACAGGAAGAGCCCUCUCGGCAACGGCAGCGCCAGCACCACCUCAUCAUCGCAAUCAAAAACAGAUCGAGCAAGCUCCCCUCGUGUCCAGCCGCUUUUCGACCCCAAUCUCGACAUCUCGUACAAGCCCCGCGCAGGACCAGACAAGAUACUACUGCGCGUAGAUGCCUUUCUCGGUGAAUGGCUCUCGCCAGACUACUAUGCCGACAUCACACCACCCCCCGCUUCGACCAUGAUGGUAGCAGGUGCAAAAGCAGGCCUGCUGCGCAGAGGAGACCAAAUUCUGGAAAUGGCUGCGAAUAGUACAAAGGGCCAUUUCCCGGGUGGCUGGGGUGGAAAAUCAGCAGUCUCCAACACCAAAGGGCCAAGCUCGCAAGCCAGUGGGAUGGGUACUGCCGCAGGGAGUCUGGCCCAGGCAUCCGCGUUCAGAGAGCGCUCAAGCAGUGAUGCUAGCACCCUUACACUACAGAGGUCAAGGUCAAGAGAAGCGGCAGGAUCCAUGUCUCCUGCAGCACACGUACCUGCACCGGGCCGCGCCUACGAGCCGCCUGCUCCGACGUACUCGGUCACUCCCUCGGAUCCCAUACCGCGCGGGUACGUUGCCCAUGCACAAGAUGCCUGUAUCCAGGUCGACUUCCAGUGGGACAGUAUGCGGCCACCGCAGGAUUGGGGCGACGGCGGCGAAUACGGUGACGAGUGGAGCACGAUGCACAAGCGAUUUCGCAGAGGCAUAUCUGGCAUGAUGGAAUGGUACCACGCUCAUGGCGCAGAGCCACCGAAAGAGCACGUUCCAGGCUUCAUGUUCAAGGUCCUGUCGAACAAGCCGUCACCGCCACCGCCAUCGCGUCCUGCAGCGGAUCCAUCUCUCAAGCUAGACAACAACGUGGAGGCCGAAGAGGACGAAGAGCUGGUGUUGAUUUUGGUGACACAUGGCGCAGGUUGCAAUGCGCUGCUCGGGGCCAUGUCGAACCAGCCUGUGCUCAUCGAUGUCGGCCUGGCUUCGUUGUCCAUGGCAGUGCGUAGGGAGACUCCUAUGAAGGCAGCGGUACCUACCCUGCAUGAACGCCGACUAUCGGUUGCAGACCCUGGCAUGGCAGAGACGUACGAGAUGAAGCUGCUUGCCUCCGUCGACCAUCUGCGGCCUGGCGUUGAUCCUGCAAAGCCUCCUCAAGCACAGCCACCGUCUCAGUCACCAGCCGUCGUCUCCAAUCCAUCACUCGACUCUCGUCGCAGGCUCACUGGCUUACCGGCAGCGAACAGCCCCAUCGACUCGCCCUUCUCCAUGGGCGAAUCCAACCGGAGCUGGAACAGUUCGCUCGGCAGCGUACGACGAACGACGAGCACAGGGUCGCGCUCCAUGUACACUUCGAGUUUCUCCACCGCCAGUGGAGCUGCGUCACCGUCCGGGCUAUGGUCUGGUGCCCGCACCCCGGUCCACGACACAGGCAGUGAUGGAAGUGCCAGUCCAGGCGCCGACUUCCUAAGCGGCUACCAUCAACACCAGCCCAAACCCAAACCCAGAUCAGCAGAAAAUGCAGCCAGUACUCCACCCAACCUCGACGGCUCCACCGACACGCUCGACCCGCAGACCAAGAUGGACGACAAGGAAGAGCGGGAGACGGGUGAUAUGAUUGCGCCGCUCGUCAAGGCUCAGGAUCGCAAGUCUGGCUCCGCUGCGACAGCGUCGGCCUCUGCAGGACUGGGUCUUUGGGGCGCGAAGGCGGCGCAGCCAAAAGCAGGACAGGGGCUUUGGGGACCGCCGAGGUUGGACGAUGUUUAUGAGCAUGGGCGGGGGCCGAAGAGGCGGUGGACGGUGACGGAGAGGGAGGAGCGGUCGUGA
Messenger RNA from Plenodomus lingam JN3, 2286 nucleotides. RefSeq lists its product as uncharacterized. Lineage: Eukaryota; Fungi; Ascomycota; Dothideomycetes; Pleosporales; Leptosphaeriaceae. The record is from RefSeq and is a predicted model, not a curated record.